ACGCGCGACUUGGAGCUGAAAGUUUCGCCAGCAAACUGGAUUUUCAUAUUUCACAAACAACUUUUUGCGCUUUAUCCACAGCAGGAGCGAUCAGGACAUCCUUUUUCUCACCCUUCGCCUUCGUUUAAUGUCCCCACAGCGGAGCACUUGUACCCGGAGCGUGCGCGCGGCGUUGACGCACAGGAUCAUGGACAACAGGCCGGUCGGGAGGAAGAGAAAAGGUGCCGUUCUGCAUCUACUCCUGGCGGCCACUUUCCUCGCCUACAGCUCCCAGCUGCUGGUCGUGGAGGCCCACUCGUGGUGGUCUUUAGCCCUGACACCCAUCCAGCGGCCAGAGAUGUACAUUAUUGGAGCUCAGCCCCUCUGCAGUCAGCUGUCUGGUCUCUCCCAGGGUCAGAGGAAGCUGUGUCAGCUGUACCAGGACCACAUGGUCUACAUCGGAGACGGAGCCAAAACGGGUAUCAAAGAGUGCCAGUACCAGUUCAGACAGCGGCGGUGGAACUGCAGCACUGUGGACAACACCUCCGUGUUUGGUCGGGUCAUGCAGAUAGGCUCCAGGGAAACGGCCUUCACCUACGCUAUCAGCGCCGCCGGCGUGGUCAACUCCAUUAGCCGGGCGUGCCGCGAGGGUGAGCUGUCCACCUGCGGGUGCAGCCGCGCCGCUCGACCCCGUGACCUGCCGCGAGACUGGCUGUGGGGGGGCUGCGGCGACAACGUGCAUUACGGCUACCGCUUUGCACGGGAGUUUGUAGACGCCAGGGAGAGAGAGAAGAACUACCCACGCGGUUCACCUGAGCAUGCCAGAACGCUGAUGAAUCUGCAGAACAAUGAAGCAGGCAGACAGGCAGUCUAUAAUCUCGCCAACGUCGCCUGUAAGUGCCACGGAGUCUCUGGUUCCUGCAGCUUGAAGACCUGUUGGCUCCAGCUGGCCGACUUCAGGCGCGUCGGAGAGUUUCUGAAGGAGAAAUACGACAGCGCGGCCGCCAUGCGCAUUGGACGCAAGGGAAAGCUGGAGCUGGUUGACAAGCGCUUUAACACCCCGACCCCGGAGGACCUGGUCUACAUCGACCCCAGCCCCGACUACUGCCUCCGGAACGAGACCACGGGCUCUGUGGGGACACAGGGCCGCCUCUGCAACAAAACCUCAGAGGGCAUGGACGGCUGCGAGCUGAUGUGCUGCGGCAGAGGAUACGAUCAGUUCAAGACCUACAAGCACGAACGCUGCCACUGCAAGUUCCACUGGUGCUGCUACGUCAAGUGCAAACGCUGCACGACGCUUGUGGACCAGUUUGUGUGCAAAUAGAGAGAGUUGAUGGACGGACAGACGGGGACAGGGGGAUACAGGCGAAGGAGGGCUGACGUGAUCUGAAGGAAGAAAUGGAUGAAGGAUGCGGGGAAGAGGAUUUUAACUUCCAUCUUUCUGACAGAGCUGUCACCAUUUUUCCUUCUCUCCUGCGCUGGCGGAAUAUAAACAGCUCUCUUGUAGAAUGAUGGAUGGACACAUAAGGAAGAGGAAUGGAAGGUCUUCCUCCCUGUGCAAAACCUUGAUCGCAACCUUGGAGGCGAGAAGGACGGAACAAAAAGCACACGGACCAAACAGGACACGAGGAUAAAGAGAUACGGAGGGAAAAUAAACAUAAAUAAAUAAACAUAAGGAUGCUGUUAUUUAAAGAGACGUGUGUGAUGAAUGCAUGAACCUGUAACACCCUGUCUGUGUGUUUGGGAGUCCUCCAAAUCACUGCAGCCACGUGGAGUUUGGAACCAUUUAAACGUGUCCAUUUCGUGCAGCUUUGGACCUUUAACUCUGGACUGUUGCAAGAGCAGCAGUCACUCAUCAAAGAGGAACACAGUGAUUCAGUGAACGUUUCAUCAUUCAGUGGUCAUUUGCGUUCAUGGUGGAACUCGAGUUGCAACCCAAACGUGGUCCGUUGGACUGGUUAAACUGUCUUGAUUUUGCAGAACUAUGUCCCGUCCACUCAUCUUAAUCCGGUAAAAUUUAUGGCUUCGACAUGUUGCUGAACUACAACAAGGGGUCAUUUUAUUUGGCUCAAAGGGCAAAACAGGAAAAUCUGCACAACUCCAUUAUAUUUUAAGGGUCAAAGGUCAUGUGUAUUGCUAGUACACUGCUGACCCCAGCAGUUUCAUUCAUUUGCUUCACUAUGUUUCAACACCAGGGGGCGAAACACCAAGUUCAUUACUGGUUUGGAAACAGGUGGUGAAGUAAUGAGGCCUCAUUUAGUACAGCAGGUGAAGUCUUCCUUUUUUAAAUAUGGAUUCCGGAACAAUGUGCAAAGGUUUCAAAGGUUACAGGGUCCAGGAGGGUGUCUUUGAUAAACCGGAAUAUUCAGUCGUUGUGCAGUGUCUCAACCGUGGCAGAAUUCCCAACAUUUCUUUUUUGUCCAUCACAACCUUUGACAUGCUUUCUUUAUUUCACAGGGAGUUUUUCAAUAAGUGCCACGGUUGUGCUGAAGUUAUACUACGGUUCUGUUUACACACAUCACAUGGUCCAAGCCCGGUGCCUAACGUCAUGAAACUGUUCACUCGAUCACAUUUAUGGGAAACAGUGAUCUUCACACGCCAGUCACAACUCUGGAAUGCAGAUCUGUCAAAAGCAAAAACGUGACUUAACUUGUCAGUGACACGGACAUGAUGGCGGGCACACCAAAAAGCACACAAUGUGUCCAGCAGGUGGCAGAUGUGAGUUUAACCACAGCUUUUAGUAAGUAAGUCCUUUCGGCUGCUCCCUUGUUUGCACUUGGGGUCACCACAGCAGAUCCAAGGUGGAUAUACAUGUUGAAUUGGCACAGGUUUGAUGUCAGAUGCCCUUUCUGAGGCAACUCCACAUUACAUGGAGAAAUGUGGCAGGGGUGGGGUUUGAACCACGAACCUUCCGCACUGAAACCAAGUGCACUAACCACUUGGUUACCACCCCUAUUUUCCAUAAUCCCUACAACUGUUCAGCAAGUGGUAGACAUGUCUAUGGACUAUUACAUAGGCAAAUAAAGUUUUUAUCCAUUGGGGAAUCAAAGCGAACCACGAUGUACCAUAUAUUCCAGAUUAUAUGUUGGUCGUGUUAGUUCCAUCUGUCCAGGAAUGAAUUCUGAUGCAGGGGAAAAAUGUGUAUAAGUUGUAUCUUUAUAAGUGGCAUUAAUUUUUAAACAUGGUGCUACUGCUUCAGGCAACAAGAAGCAAAAUUUAUUUAAUUAGCAUAUUAUUUAUUUAUAACCAUAUUAGCAAGCAGAAGCUAAUUACUUUCAUUGUACUAGUCACAAAGAAUUCAAGAGUAAACUAAAUUUUGCCACUGAAGAGAUUGAAUCGUGCACAUUUACCUCACUAAAUGUAAGUAAACUUUUUAAAUUAAAUAUCCAUUGCAAAAACAUUAGCCUUAGCUUAGCCUAGUUGUCUGCCGUGCUAACCUCAGGGUGUCCCUCAAAGUGGAGUGCCAAAUUGUAUGAAGGUUAUUCCAUCUUUUUUAUUCAAGUGCAUAUGAAGGUUGUUCCCAUUGUUAUUCAAGAGCAUGGUCUUUCAGUUUGAUAGCAUGAUAUAUUAAUUUUGCUUGUUCUUUCACAGCACGUCCUCCUUGUUUGAUGGCUCUUGGCAUCCAUAAUGAUAUAUUACCACCACCAUCUUCAGUCCUGGAUUGUGUAGACAGUGCCAUCUUGUGGAUAUACAAAAAACGCAUUCAAAAAUGUGACAGUGGAGAAUACAGUAAUCACUCUUAGUGUGUGGUAUUUAGUCUUGUGCAAGAUGAAAGCAUUUAUUAUUUUUAAGUUAUUGUCUCUUCACAUUAGAGUAAGAGUUGAUUUAAUUAUGGGUAAAAGCAGAGGUGGGCACAGUUCCGCUAAUCCGAUAAGUAUCAAAGCUAACAUUUUCGUUAGCGGAUUAGCUUUUCAGAUAACUUUGAAAACCAUCAGCAGACCAAUUAGCUUCCGAUAAAUUUA
Molecule: messenger RNA, 3941 nt
Organism: Thalassophryne amazonica
Lineage: Eukaryota; Metazoa; Chordata; Actinopteri; Batrachoidiformes; Batrachoididae
Gene: wnt5b
Product: wingless-type MMTV integration site family, member 5b
Biological process (GO): neuron differentiation; cell fate commitment; canonical Wnt signaling pathway
Cellular component (GO): extracellular region
Molecular function (GO): frizzled binding; cytokine activity
Source: RefSeq, a predicted model, not a curated record